AUGAUUUCAUCGCUAAGAUAUAUGACGAACAUCACCGAUCCGGAAAAAAUCCUGCCGCUACAAACGUAUUACUUCUAUGAUAAAGAUCGGACUCCGUAUUAUGAACUCACAUUCACUGUGCAAGCUAUGUUAAUGAUAAUAACAGCUAUAUCUUAUACCGGCAUCGAUAAUCUAUUCGGAUUGCUCGUAUUCCACUUGUGCGGUCAGAUGGAAAUUUUGAAAGAACGAUUGAUCAACAUGAGACAAUACAAAACUUUCUACGACGAUCUCACUUUCAUCGUGGAGAAUCACAUACGACUAAUCAAAUAUUACGACAUUGUUGAAGGUACAUUCACUUUAUUGUUACUCGGAUUGCUGCUUUAUUUUGGUAUUUUAUUCUGUUUUUAUGGGUUUUUGAUCGUUGCGAUACUCACAAAAGGAAUGGAAAUGUCGGUAAUACGUUUGAUAUACCUAAUAUCUGCACUGUUAAACGUUUGCGGCCAUAUGUGCUUGCAUUGUGUAGUAGGUGAAAUUCUGGUAGCACAAUGCGAAAAAGUAUAUUAUGCAGCAUAUGAUUACAAAUGGUACAUGUUAGAGCCGGAAAAGGCAAGGAAUAUGAUUCCGAUAAUGAUACGAGCCAAUAAGACCCUACAUAUGACAGCUGGGAAAAUAUUUCCUAUGACACUAUCGAUGUUUUGCAACUUAAUAAAAACUUCGGGCGGUUAUGUAUCGAUUCUACUCGCCAGGCAAAGUUAAUAAAACUAAUUUCAUAGUUUGUGAAAGAAAGAGAUAUAUUAUAAUAUAUUUAUCAGGAUACAAUAAAAGAAACGUCAAUAUAUAUAUAUAUAUUUACUCGUUGAUCAAUAACGAUCGGGCAAUCGAUAAGUUCAAACGCCAAUGACAUAUAAGCAUAAUGUUUAUCACUGCCAUUAAGC
Molecule: messenger RNA, 914 nt
Organism: Cataglyphis hispanica
Lineage: Eukaryota; Metazoa; Arthropoda; Insecta; Hymenoptera; Formicidae
Product: odorant receptor 43a-like
Exons: 5
Coding region: 1-735 (244 amino acids)
Biological process (GO): sensory perception of smell; detection of chemical stimulus involved in sensory perception of smell
Cellular component (GO): plasma membrane
Molecular function (GO): olfactory receptor activity; odorant binding
Source: RefSeq, a predicted model, not a curated record